Messenger RNA from Spinacia oleracea (spinach), 969 nucleotides. RefSeq lists its product as uncharacterized. The record is from RefSeq and is a predicted model, not a curated record. NCBI's taxonomy places the organism in Eukaryota, Viridiplantae, Streptophyta, Magnoliopsida, Caryophyllales, Amaranthaceae. Bases 289 to 786 code for a protein of 165 amino acids. The transcript has a single exon.
GCCAAAAGCUCCCUUUUGUUCUUAAUCUCUACUUUUAAUUUCUUAACCAAAUUCUACGUCGAUCUUUUUAUUUUUUAUUUUUUAUUAUAUGGUUGGUUUCCAUCUCGUGAAAUUCUUAACAUGUUCAUCCAUUUAAGACCUACCAAUAUAAAUAUUUUCCUUCAAAUUCCGCAAAUCUCUAGGUUUCUCUAAUAUACAUAAAUAUUUUCUUACAAUAAAUCCCUUAAAUCUCUUGUAUUUUGCAUCAAAUUAAUUUUACACCAAAUAAGCAAGCUUGGAAAAUCAUCAAUGGACACCCUCCAAAGAACAAAAUCCGACAUUUCAACCGUGUUACUACACACAAUGGAUGAAAACAUUUCUGAUGACCCUGUAAGUUUGACGAAGACGACACUCCCAAUACUAUCAGAAAUCGAGCUAGCAAAAUGCGAGUGUUGUGGAAUGAGCGAGGAAUGCUCGGCCGAGUACGUGGAGGAGAUGAAGAAGAGAUACUCAGGGAAGCUGAUAUGCGGGUUAUGUGGCGAAGCAGUCAAGGAAGAAAUGGAAAAGAAUGGCGGGAGAACGAGGGAGGAAGCUUUGGAAGAACAUAUGAAUGCUUGUGUAAGGUUUAAUAGGCUUGGUAGGGUUUACCCUGCUUUGUAUCAAGCUGAUGCUGUUAAGAAAUUGUUGAAGAAGAGCAGUAGUGCUGUUUCUAAGUCUGGUAAUAAUAAUAGGAAAGGGGGCCUUGCUCGAAGUUCCAGUUGUAUACCUGCCAUUACUAAGGAUAUGAAGGAUAAACUCAGAUUUUAAGCCAUGGAUAUGAAUGAUUGAAGAUCUCAAGGAAUUAAUUAAUUAAUGCUGUUAUUGUAAGAUAGAUUGUUGUAACUUUGAUAAAUACUUGUGUAGUUUUAUUGUUUGUUUACUUUAAUUUAUAAGUAAUGUUGUGUACGUUUUAUGUGUAGUGUGUCAUAAAUAUAUUAUGUUUUUUUUUUA